AGUUCUCUACAAAAUUUUAUUAGUUGAAAUAUGUACUUUUCCUUUGGAAGCAUUGAUAAUGCCCUUAUUGUUAAGGUACCUAAAAAAGGCUCAAAAUAUGAAGAAUCACCAUUGAUGCAAGUUGGUUAUUGUGGAAGAGUUAGAUAAAAGAGAAAAAUGUACAAAUGAAAAAUAAUGACAAGUGAAUAAAUAAAUUUGUAGUAAUGUUUAGAAGAAAUAAAAAAAUAUUGAAGACAAAUUUAAGACUAUCAUGUGAACAACACAAAUCGAUUAGAAGAAAAUUUAUUAUAUUAAAGAAAUUAACUUUAGAUAAGACCACAACGAACAAGCUUACAUAAAUAAAUAUAAAAAAUUAUUGAUAACCCAUUUAAAUACUAACUCAAAUCAAAUCAUUUUAAAUAUAAAAUAAAAACAUGGGCACUCUCUAACAAGAAUGUGGUGAAGAGAAAAUGUCUGUACAUCAUAUAGAGUACUUGGUCUGGAAUGACAUCCAUUUCACUCAAGGAUGUCAUUUCAAUUAAGACAACUAAAAAAUGGACAAUCUAAACAUCUUAUUUGAUGAAAUAAGCUUGAAAAAACUCUGAAUUCCACUACAGAAGAUGGGUACCAAAAAGAAGUCUGACUUGCAUGCUGCUCUUGGUCCUUUUUAUGUGAACGUUAUUAAAAUCCUCCUUUCAUUCGUUCAGUCUCGUCGGAUUUAUGCGCCUGCGUGUCUGAGAGUGCAUUUUCUGUAGUUUUCUUGUUCUUUUACUAGUUCUGGUUUGUGCUGCGAUUCAGAUCGUAGCUCAGUAUGACUACGGAGUGUGGAAUGAGCGCGCAGAUUGCAGACGAUACGAGCAUUUUAAAUCAAUGUGUGGUGUUGGAAAAAGAUGGGCAUGUGCAUGUAGAGGAGAAUAUAUUAAAUGUGAACGAAAUGGAGAUGGGUUCCGUUCUUCUGAGUAUAAUGUUUGGGGAAGUGUGUGGCACAGACGUUCAUCUAAGACAUGGGCGUCUCAAUACUGUUGUUUAUCCAAUAAUACCUGGCCAUGUUGCUGUUGGAACCGUGCACACAGUUCGUGGGGACAUUGCAGAUGUCGACGGAAUGAAGGUUGAGGCGGGUGAUGUGGUCACAUUUUUGGACGUUAUUGAUACCUGCAACUCUUGCAUCCAGUGCUUGGUGGAUAAGCAAACAACACGGUGUUCUAAAAGAAGAGUUAUAGGAAUUACCUGCAAAGCAGAUCAUACGAGCAUUAGAGGACUUCUCGGUGGAUGGACAACAUAUCUUUAUCUUCCUCCAAAUACCAAGAUAAUUCGACUUCCAAGAACUCUCCCUCCACAAGUUUUUAUUGCAGGAGGUUGUGGACUUCCUACUGCACUGCACGCAGUUGACAGAGCAAAUAUACAUAUAAUGGAUCGUGUAAUCAUACAAGGUUCUGGACCAGUUGGGUUACUAGCUGCACUGUUGGCCCAAGCUAGCGGAGCUCUUCAGGUGGUAGUGAUUGGAGCUCCUGCUCACCGUCUCGAAGUUUUUAAAAAAUUCGGAUUUGAACACACUAUCAACAUAUUAGACAUUUCUGAUCCUGUGGAGAGGAGGAAAUUAGCUAUGAAAAUGAUGGGAGACAAACUUGCCGAUGUUGUAAUUGAAGCAACGGGACGUCCAGAAGCUGUUUCGGAAGGAAUGGAACUCUGUAGAGAUGGUGGAACAUAUGUUGUUGUGGGUCAGUACACUGACAAUGGGAGCGUUAGCAUAAACCCCCAUUUCUUGAUCAACCGCAAACACAUCACUAUCAAGGGAUCUUGGGGUUCGGAUUUCAGUCAUUUCUACAGAGGUGUGCAGUUUAUGGACAAAAAUUCUCAUUUACCGUGGGAUUUAGUGGUUAGCAAAUGUUUUGAUCUUGAGGAUGCAGAACAGGCCAUUGCAUGUGUAGAAAGACUAGAGGUUUUCAAAGUCCUCCUAAGACCCACUAAAAACAAAUGACACUCCCAAAGUCUGCAAACACAGAGUUGAUUGUUGCAGCAUUUGUUUUAUUACAAUCUAACUCUAGCAUGGGAUUUGUGGUUUGGGCAUGGCAGAGUAACCGCUCAUAGGGUACUAGUAGUGAAAUGUACCUAUAGUUGAGCAGCCUAAUAGUUGUGAGGGCAUUGAGAUAUUAGAAGAUUGUGUUUUAAUAUAAUAGUUGUGAUUUCAAAGUUC
Messenger RNA from Cryptomeria japonica (Japanese cedar), 2173 nucleotides. RefSeq lists its product as uncharacterized. Bases 791 to 1957 code for a protein of 388 amino acids. The transcript has 6 exons. The record is from RefSeq and is a predicted model, not a curated record. NCBI's taxonomy places the organism in Eukaryota, Viridiplantae, Streptophyta, Pinopsida, Cupressales, Cupressaceae.